Messenger RNA from Paecilomyces variotii, 2303 nucleotides. RefSeq names its product putative general amidase GmdA. The transcript has 5 exons. The record is from RefSeq and is a predicted model, not a curated record. Lineage: Eukaryota; Fungi; Ascomycota; Eurotiomycetes; Eurotiales; Thermoascaceae. The coding region runs from base 251 to 1960 and encodes 569 amino acids.
GCUCGGAUAGGAGCUGUUAGUGACCCACGAACCCCGCGAGGGUGUCGUAUUGUCCCUCGUGCAUUACGCGACACGAUGAGAGCGGUCCUUGCACCGGCCUUGAUCUUACUCUAUUCCGAUGGCUAGAUACCUAUAUGGGGCUGCGGAGAUAAGGAGUAGACUGGGGGAUCGCGCCGCCUGAGAACAAAAAGCAGACAGCCGCCGUCACCGUGAAGGUCUAUUUCCCUCAAGAUCUUAUCACAGCGCAAACAUGACCGUCACAAAACCAACUUGGAAGGCUGCAGCAGAAGCUAAGCGUCAAGCUGUCCUCGAUCUGAUUCCGGAGAAGUGGAGGAUUAAGGAACCAAUCCCUUCCCCGUUGGAACUUCGAGACGUGACCGCCGGUUAUAUUCAACAGUUCCUCAAUGCUCGCGAACUCGAGAUUACUGAAACUGACGCUGCUGGCAUCGUGGAGCGCACAACAUCAGGGCAAUGGACUGCUGUUGAGGUCACUGAAGCUUUCUGCCACAGGGCUGCACUUGCUCACCAGCUCGUCAAUUGUCUCCAUGAGAUCUUCUUUGAUGCAGCAAUCGAAGAUGCUAAGAAGCUAGACGCUUAUUUUUCCGAACAUAAGAAGGCGGUGGGCCCGCUACACGGCCUCCCAGUCAGCCUGAAGGACCAGUUCCACGUCAAUGGCGUCGAGACCACAAUGGGAUAUGUCGGUUGGAUAGGAACCUUCCAGGGCAAGAAAGAUGACUCCCGACGGGGUGCCUUCGAAAGCGAGCUUGUUAGAGAACUUCGCGCCUGUGGCGCUGUCUUGUAUUGCAAGACCAGCGUGCCGACCACAUUGAUGGCAGGAGAGACCGCAAACCAUAUCAUUGAGUACACUUGGAACCCGAAAAAUCGCUUCUUGUCCUGUGGAGGAAGCUCUGGAGGCGAGGGUGCCCUUAUUGCUUUGAAAGGAUCACCCGGUGGCUUUGGCACCGACAUCGGGGGAAGCGUCCGCAUUCCAGCUGCUUACAAUGGUCUCUAUGGCUUGCGGCCUUCAUCUGGAAGGGUUCCAUAUGAAGGUGCUGCAAAUUCUAUGGAUGGCCAAAGCACCAUCCUGUCUGUCAUCGGACCACUAGCGGCAACAGCUCCCGAUCUGAAAUUGCUUUUCAAAGCCGUCCUGAGCCAGCAGCCGUGGUAUCAUGAUCCUCUUGCAGUGGAGUUACCGUGGCGGGAUGAUGUGGAAAAGGAGACGUUGGCACUGAUCAAGGAGUCUGCUACCAACCCGGAAAGACUUGCUUUUGCUAUCAUGCGCAAUGAUGGCACUGUUCGGCCACACCCACCAGUCGCAAGGGGAAUCGAGAUCAUUGUGCAGACGCUGACCAGGCUUGGACAUAAGGUCAUCGACUGGAACCCACCGUCUCAUACUGAGGCCUAUGAUAUUGCAAGCCGGACGUAUUCAAUGGAUGGCGGUGCCGACGUUACCGAGCAUUUUGCACUAUCUGGCGAAGAGCCUGUUGAGCAGAUUAUAUUAGAGACAGGUCUGCCGCAGAAGACGGCCUCGGAAAUUGCAGCCCUCAACAUCGCAAAGCGGGAAUGGCAGAAGAAAUAUAUGGACUACUGGAACAGCACUGCCAAGCUGACCGGAACCGGGCGUCCUGUCGACGGCGUCUUCGUCCCGCCUGCUCCUCAUGCCGCUGUGAUACCCCAGAAGAGUGCACCUGUGGGCUAUACGUCGUUUCUAAAUGUCCUUGACUACUCAACCGUCGUGAUUCCCGUUACCCGUGCGGACAAGGCAGUUGAUGUGCCAUACACCGGUGAUGCUUUCUUCGGAGAGACCGACAAGAAGGUCCAGGCAGAGUACGAUGCUGAGAUCUACGACGGAGCUCCUGUUUCAGUGCAAUUGUUUGGAAGACGAUUCCAAGAGGAAAAGAUGUUGACUCUGGCAGAGUACAUUGGUGCAGAGGUUGCCAAGCAGAGCAAUACCAAGUGAGGCCCUUUACUUACACGUCGACACAGUCGCGACAGGAUCCCUAGAGAUCUCGUGUGUCCGACGCUACACGGAUAAAUCAUAGAUACUGUAUAAGAGGAAUACAUCGAAUACAUCCGUAUCCUGGCGCUCUUGUAUUUCGAGCUUGGCAAACAAAAAGUCAAAAGGAUGUACUUAGUCGCUCCCUUGUAGUACUCUUUCCCCGCCCAACUUGGAGGAUCUGCAUAUAGAGACCAUCCCCGCUGCGUGGCGGAGAUAAUCCCAACAGAGCUCGUCGUUGCUUAAUCUCUUGCAACGAAGCAGCUUCAAGGAAGCCCCCGAUGACAAACGGGCGACAGCGCCAGAU